Messenger RNA from Salvia miltiorrhiza (redroot sage), 977 nucleotides. RefSeq names its product iron-sulfur cluster assembly protein 1-like. The transcript has 3 exons. Gene Ontology annotation, cellular component: cytoplasm; mitochondrial matrix. Gene Ontology annotation, molecular function: ferrous iron binding; 2 iron, 2 sulfur cluster binding. Bases 200 to 715 code for a protein of 171 amino acids. Gene Ontology annotation, biological process: intracellular iron ion homeostasis; iron-sulfur cluster assembly. Lineage: Eukaryota; Viridiplantae; Streptophyta; Magnoliopsida; Lamiales; Lamiaceae. The record is from RefSeq and is a predicted model, not a curated record.
AAUUAUUUUAAGAGUGAAGGUCAACACCUGUCCACCAAUCACAUUCCUUCGUUCACCAAAUCGUCCUGCAACAACAACGUAACCCUAUCACCGCCUCACCAUUCUCACUAAAAGGGGAAAAAUAAACAACACAUUCUAAAAAAUCUCGGCAAAUUACCAAAAUUUCCAAUUCGAAAAAUUCUCGAAAAUCAAUCCAAAUAUGUUGAGGCAUAUAGCAACCACGAGCCUCGGCAGACGUCUCCGGUGCUCGGCAGCUGCCGGCGGUGGUGGCCUGCGACGGAUGUACCACGAGAGAGUGGUGGACCACUACAACAACCCGAGGAACGUCGGGUCAUUCGACAAGAACGAUCCGCAUGUGGGAACGGGUCUCGUUGGAGCGCCGGCGUGCGGUGACGUCAUGAAAUUGCAGAUUAGGGUUGAUGAGGAGAGCGGUAAAAUCGUCGAUGCUUGUUUCAAGACUUUCGGAUGUGGUUCCGCCAUCGCCUCCUCGUCCGUCGCAACUGAAUGGGUGAAAGGAAAACCAAUGGAGGAAGUUCUGACGAUAAAAAAUACGGAAAUUGCAAAACAUCUCUCCCUUCCGCCUGUGAAACUACACUGCAGCAUGCUUGCUGAGGAUGCAAUCAAGGCUGCUGUCAAAGACUAUGAGGCAAAACGAACAAAGUCAAGUGGAAGUCAAGAAGCUACACCUCUGGAAGCGAAAGCUGCUGAUGCUUGAGGAAUGCACUCAGGCAUUCCAAGAGACUGUUCCUGGUCAUGUUACAAUAAUGUUUGUCUUCGCAAAUUCACUAUCUUUUGCUUUAUAAAUGUUGCUUUUCUUGCUAUAUUAUUAGGGUGAAACAGGAGAUAUUGUACAUGAGUUUUGGGGUGUUCUAUGCUUGUCUUAGUGAGCAGGAUGACUUGUGUUUUUCUUUUGGAGAUGUGGAACUGCUAAUGUUCUUACGUACUUGUAUUAAAAUGUUAUCUUUUUUCAUUAUCAA